Caenorhabditis bovis is the source of this 2184-nucleotide messenger RNA. The record is from the annotation of a GenBank genome assembly. Lineage: Eukaryota; Metazoa; Nematoda; Chromadorea; Rhabditida; Rhabditidae.
AUGAGCAGUGAACACAAAGUGUGGUCGCAUCUAUCGGCAGAAACGUGGGGAUUUCCGAGCAGCACGACGAUGAGCAUGACGAACGGCAACGCGAUGACGUCGUCGACGACGACAACGACGACGACCGGCAACGAUUCGUCGCAAACGUCGGGCGGCAUUACCACCUACAAUUUGGAAAAUGUCAAAAUCGAGGAGAAGCACGACACACCGCCGCAGUAUACUGAUGGUUAUGGACCACCAACCGGCUCGGCGGCGGAUCCUGCAAACUAUGUGGCGGAUCCAGCCGGAUUUUAUGGGCUUUACGCCGGCAUGACCGGACAGCCGGCGUCCGCCUCAAUGAUGCAUCAUGAGAUGGAUGAGCAGCUCAAACGAGACAAAGAAGCGAUCUAUGGGCACCCUCUUUACCCCCUACUUGUUGUGCUUUUCGAGAAGUGCGAAUUGGCUACGUGUACGCCGCGCGAGCAAUCGAGAGAUGGCUCGUCGACGGCUGAUGUAUGCUCGAGUGCAUCGUUCAAAGAUGAUUUAAACGAAUUCGUGCGGCAUACGCGCGAAAACGCCGACAAGACAUUCUAUGUGCCGAAUCCUCAGCUUGAUCAAUUGAUGUUGCAAGGCAUUCAAAUGCUCCGGUUUCAUUUGCUUGAACUCGAAAAGGUUCACGAACUUUGCGACAACUUCUGCAAUCGCUACGUGACGUGUCUGAAAGGAAAAAUGCCGUUGGACAUUGUUGGCGAUGAGCGCGCGUCGUCAUCGCAGCCGCCAAUGUCGCCGAGCUCAAUGGGACACGGCGGUGUGCACAAUUCAUCGCCGUCGAUGUCGCAAACCCCAAUGAGCCAUUUUCCGCAAUAUGAGCCGCAAACGGUGCCAUUGCCCGAGAAUCCAGUUGGCUCCGGCCAUCAACAACAAGUUGCUUCAAUGGGAUAUGGAAUGCCAGCGUCAUCAUCGUCAUCAGCGGCGGCCGCCGCUUCGCAGCAACAAUCACAAAACUCGCAACAAGGGGACCACCCUUUAGUGAACAGCGGGACGCUCCACUCGGCGGCUGGAGCCUCCCAGACGCUGCUACCAGUCGCCGUCAGUAGUCCAUCGGCAUGCUCGUCAUCCGGCGGUCUACGGCAGGACUCGACGCCGCUCUCCGGCGAGACUCCAUUGGGACAUACGAAUGGCGGAAAUUCGAUUGAUUCGAUCUCCGAAGCAGCAGGUCCGCCACUUCACCAUCAUCAUCUACACCAACACGUUCACCAUCAUUUCGCUUCAUUCCCUUCGUCGUCGUCGGCAUCGUCAUCGUCUUCGUUGUCGUCGUCGUCGUCUUCGUGCGCGAGCGCCACCGCUUCCAAUAUCAUUGAUCAGAGUUUGCAUUGUGCCGGCGUUGUGCCGAUGAUGAUGAUUGAAAGCACCGCCGCUUCGACAUCGUCGAUAUCUGCAGAUCACGUCGUCGGCAUGCAGGCGCCUCCGCCGCCGCCGCACCACAUGUACCAUCAUCAGCCGGUUUACAUGCCGCACGACUCGUAUGAGUUUGGAAUCUAUCCGCCAGAUCCGCCGCAACCGCCGAAACCUGAUGAUAGUCCGAGUAAUAAGAAGAAGGGCACCGGUGGCGACGAGUUCUCCGUGUGCGGCUCGAACGACGAUGGAAGAGAAUCGGUGUUGUCGGAAGGCGCGAACGGCAGCCUCAACGGCAAACGCAAAACCCCGAAGGUGUUCUCGAAGGAAGCGAUCACCAAAUUCAGGGCGUGGUUAUUCCAGAAUUUGUCGCAUCCAUAUCCAUCGGAGGAGCAAAAGAAACAGCUGGCAAACGAGACUGGUCUCACCAUUCUUCAAGUCAAUAACUGGUUCAUCAAUGCUCGUCGCCGCAUCGUUCAGCCGAUGAUCGACCAGAACAAUCGUGCCGGUCGCGCGCCGCCGGUGAACGUGUUCAAGAAUCGCCGACGCAAUCGAAGCGAUCAAUCGCCAGGACCGAGUCCCGAUUUCGACGCCGGCAGCAACUAUUCGCCGGAUCCGUCGACGAUGCCCGGCGCCGGCGGAAUGCAAUAUCCGAGCGGCGCCGAUUUGUACAGCAUGACGACGAUGUUCAAUUCUGGAUACGCGCCGUUUCCCAAUCCAGCAAUGCCAUUCACGAUGCUGGUCCCGCCAAGAGUUGAUGGAAUGUCCCAACCGUGGGGUGUUGAUUUGUCAGCGCAACAAAUUGACUGA